Molecule: messenger RNA, 1869 nt
Organism: Penicillium canescens
Lineage: Eukaryota; Fungi; Ascomycota; Eurotiomycetes; Eurotiales; Aspergillaceae
Exons: 2
Coding region: 1-1869 (622 amino acids)
Source: RefSeq, a predicted model, not a curated record
AUGCGUUUCACUGCUGCUUUCAUUUCGACGCUCGUGCUCUCCAGCACCGCGCUGGCCAGCCCGGCCACUCAAGUGUCCUCGUCCGUAGGAGCUAGUCCGUCUGCACAGGCAGAUGGAAAUAAGCAGGAUGUUGCACCACCUAGUGCCAACAAUGAGGAUGCAUCUGGCGCCGCGAACUCUGUUAUUCAACUCCCAGAGAACAUUGCAAACACCGCCGCCCAGCAGGAUACACAGACCGCAACCCACGCGGCUCCAACUGCAACUGCUUUGGCCGCCGACCCGAGCAGCAGCAACGAUGACAAGGAUAAUGUCCCGGUCGACACAAUGAGCGCGUCCCAGAAGGACACCCAGAGUGCCGCGCCAUCUGCCAACUCAGACCCCUUAGGUGUGAACAGCCUCUUACCGACAGGAAGUGAUACUUCAGGAAGCACUGCUCCUAAGGCUGACCAACGUACCGGCUCAGCUUCUGGUACUCAGGGCACAGCAACCGUCACCCAGACUGCAAAGUCUGGCGAAAGCACCCAGAACUCCUUCACCGGAGGCGGCAGCACAGAAUCGAACCCUCUGUCCCUGGAUGGUACUUUCUUGGACUCGUUCUCGGACUUUGUGAAGUUCCUUGAUGGCGCGAAGGGCCUGCUUUCCCCGACUCUGUUGUCGGAUAUCGAGUCCUUCUUCCAUCACGUUGCCUAUCUCCUUGAUGACAAGACCACGCAGCAAACCAAAGACUUGCUGGGCACUGUAUCCGGCCUCCUCACCCAGAGCUUGAUCACGAAGAUUACUGGCCUGCUCGACAACGCCAGCGAUCUCUUGACUGCUGAGUUUGUCAAAGAGACCAAGGGGUUGAUCAAGGCUGUGGCUCCUAUGGUUACUCCUGAGUUGUUCAAGGAGAUCAACAGCCUACUUGGCAACGCCAACCAUCUCCUGACCGCCGAUUUCGUGAAGGAGACCAAGGACUUGAUCAACGCCGUGUCGCCUGUCCUCACUCCUGAUCUGUUCAAGGAAAUCAACAGUCUCCUGCACAAUGCCAACAACCUCCUCACUGCUUCGUCUGUGAAGGAGAUCAACAGCCUUUUGACCAACGCCGGUGGUCUGCUCACCCCUGACUUCGUAAAGGAGACCAAGAGCCUCAUUGGCGCUGUUGGUCCUAAUAUCACCCCUGAGUUGUUCAAGGAGAUCAAUAGUGUUCUUGGAAACGCUAACAACCUCUUGACACCCUCGACCGUCAAGGAAAUUGGCGGCCUCCUCGGCAACGCCAACGAUCUCCUCACCCCGGAUUCCGUGAAGGAAAUCGGUGGCCUCUUAGGCAGCGCCAGCAGUUUAUUGACGCCAGGGUUCGUAAACGAGACCCAGGGCUUGAUCGGUGGCGUGUCGAAGUAUCUGACCCCAGACGUCCUGGCCUCCAUCGGUUCUCUCCUGGGCAAUGCCAACGACCUGUUGACACCGGAGUCGGUCAAGGAGAUCAACGGCCUGCUGGGCAACGCCAACGACCUCCUCACUCCAGAGUCAGUCAAGGAGAUCGGCGACCUGCUCACCAGCGCCAGCGGACUACUCACACCGAAGUUCGUUCACGAGACCCAGGGCCUGAUCGAUCUGGUUUCGCCAGCUAUCACGCCUCAGCUCUUGACCAACGUCUCGUAUCUGCUCGGGAACGCUACUGGUUUGCUGAACCCGUCCUUCGUCAACGAUACUCGCACUCUUAUCACUGAUGUCUCGCCUGCCAUCACACCCAACCUGCUCGCCGAAGUUGGUGGUCUCCUCAACAACGCUGGAGAUCUCCUCACGCCCAAGUUCGUGAACGAGACCCAGACCCUGAUCGAGGAUGCUGCGGAUAUUCUUCCACUCGUGAUGAAGCUGCUCGGGUCUUUGUAA